Molecule: messenger RNA, 1620 nt
Organism: Trachemys scripta elegans
Lineage: Eukaryota; Metazoa; Chordata; Testudines; Emydidae
Product: zinc finger protein OZF-like
Exons: 4
Coding region: 1-1620 (539 amino acids)
Biological process (GO): regulation of transcription by RNA polymerase II
Molecular function (GO): DNA-binding transcription factor activity, RNA polymerase II-specific; RNA polymerase II cis-regulatory region sequence-specific DNA binding
Source: RefSeq, a predicted model, not a curated record
AUGUGGCUGACCCUUUGGGGUCAGAAGAACACUUUAGGGUUUCCAGUUUCCAAACCUGAUGUGAGCUCCCAGCUGGAACAAGGGAAAGAGUCAUGGGUCCCAGACCUCCAGCGUUCAGAGGAAAGAGAGAUCCUGAGAGCUCCCUGCACAGCAGGUGAUGCAAUGAUAUGUGAGAAAGAGGAACAGAAUUCUCAGCAGGAAAAUGUUGAGCCAGUGGAUAAACACAGAGAAUUAUCGCAAAGAUCGGAAAGGAAUGUGUCCAGGAGUCAUGAGCUGGGAAAAUCCUGUGAGAUUCAGCACAGACCAGAAAGAGAACAAGGAAGCCAGCCAGAGUUGAAAGUGGGUAAAUGUAUUUCCUGUCCAGGAACUCAGAAGGACCUUAAGGAAACCACAACACAGCAAGAAAUCCUCAGGAGAAAGAGAAAAAAUACAUUCACUGAGUGUGGGAAAAACUUACGUGACUAUUCAGCCCUUAUUAGUCAUCAGAGAAUCCACACAGGGAAGCGGCUCUAUGAAUGCAGCGAGUGUGGGAAAAACUUCAAUCCCAGAUCACAGCUUAUUAGGCAUCAGAGAAUCCACACAGGGGAGAGGCCCUAUGAAUGCAGUGAGUGUGGGAAAAGCUUCACUCGGAGAUCACACCUUAUUAGGCAUCAGAUAAUCCACACAGGGGAGAGGCCCUAUGAAUGUAGUGAGUGUGGGAAAAGCUUCACUCAAAGAUCAGACCUUUCUGAACAUCAGAGAAUCCACACAGGGGAGACGCUCUAUGAAUGCAGUGAGUGUGGAAAACGCUUCACUCAAAGAUCAGGUCUUUUUCAACAUCAGAGAAUCCACACAGGGGAGAAGCCUUAUGAAUGCAGUGAGUGUGGGAAAAGCUUCACUCACAGAUCAGUGCUUUCUGAACAUCAGAGAAUCCACACAGGGGAGAGGCCCUAUGAAUGCAGUGAGUGUGGGAAAAGCUUCACUCACAGCUCACACCUUAUUACGCAUCAGAGAAUUCACACAGGGGAGAAGCCCUAUGAAUGCAGUGAGUGUGGGAAAAACUUCACUCACAAAUCAGUCCUUUCUGAACAUCAGAAUAUCCACACUGGUGUGAGACCUUAUGAAUGCCAUGAGUGUGGGAAAAGCUUCAGUAGGAUCUCAGACCUUUUCACACAUCAAAGAAUCCACAGAGGAGAGAUGCCCUACACGUGUUCUGAGUGCGGGAAAAGCUUCAAUCAGAGCUAUACCCUUAUCAGACAUUGGAGAACUCACACUGGAGAGAAACCCUACACAUGCUCUGAGUGUGGGAAAAGCUUCAAUCAGAGCUCAAACCUUAUCAGACAUAGGAGAAUCCACACAGGGGAGAAACCUUAUGGAUGCUCUGAGUGUGGGAAAUGCUUCAUUCAUACUUCAGCCCUCAUCUCCCAUCAGAAAAUCCACACAGGAGACACGCCCUACACAUGCUCUGAAUGUGAGAAAAGCUUCUAUCAGAGCUCUGACCUGAUCAAACAUCGUAGAAUCCACACAGGAGAGAAACCCUACACAUGCUCUGAGUGCAGGAAAAGUUUCAAUCAGAGCUCAACCCUUAUCAGACAUCAGAAAAUCCACAUGAGAGAGAACUGUAAUAAAUGCCUUGACUAG